UUCAAGAGUACAAGUUGCGUGUGUGUGGGGGGGAAAGUAGUAUAUGGAGGUCAACGCAAGAGCCAAAGAUAUCGCAUAGUCUUUUAAGUUUGAUUUCUGUCUGAAGGCGCCGUGUAUUAAAAAGUUAUAGGGAACCAGAAGACCUUAACAGUUAACAGAAGAAGGAAGAUGAUGUCCUUGGAUGAGAUGCAGAAGACAGUAAGCAACCCGGUUAUUCCAUACACUGGGACUAUCCUUGGUGGCCUUCUGCCCCUAGAGCUAGUGGUAGUGCGUGGGUUUGUUCCAGAAGAUUCAGAUAGGUUCCAGGUAGACUUCCAGUGUGGGAACAGCGCGGAACCUCGUGCUGAUGUCGCCUUUCAUUUCAACCCUCGGUUUAAGAAAUCUGGUUGCAUUGUUUGCAAUACCCUGCAGCAAGAAAGAUGGGGCUGGGAAGAGAUCACUUAUGAAAUGCCUUUUGAAAAAGGAAAGUCGUUUGAGAUUCUUUUUAUGGUUCUGCUCGAUAAAUUCCAGGUUGCCGUAAAUGGAAAACAUUUGCUGCUCUACAAGCAUAGGAUUGACCUUGGAAAAAUAGAUACACUUGGAAUAUAUGGAAAAGUGCAAGUUCAGAUGAUUGAAUUUAUUUCAAAUAAUUCUUUGCAAGGCUCUCAGCCAUCUUUGCUAAAGGCAACCAACGGAAAGGCAGGAGAUGAAAAAGUACUUGGAGGAUCACAGUUUGUAGUUCCUUAUGUUGCACGACUUAAUUCUGCAGUUGAGCCUGGGCGAACCAUUGUCAUUAAAGGAGAAGUUAAUGAAAAUCCAAAUAGCUUUUCUAUAAACCUUAAACCCAGCGACACAUCAGAUAUUGCUCUGCAUUUGAACCCCCGAAUAAAAGCUAAAGUUUUUGUGAGGAAUUCCUACCUGCAUGACAGUUGGGGAGAAGAAGAGAGGAGCAUCAAUCACUUCCCUUUCUGCCCAGGAAUGUAUUUUGAGCUGAUUAUCUUCUGUGAUGCUCUUCAGUACAAAGUUGCUGUGAAUGGUGUGCAUACCCUGGCGUACAAGCAUAGGUUCAAACAACUUGACAAGAUUCACAUAUUGGAAAUCUGUGGGGAUGUUCGACUGCUGGAUGUCAGAAGCUGGUAGCCAUGAAGCACAUUCCGUUUGCACUGGGGAAAGUCUCUUUGUUUCUCUAACUGGGGAAGAAAGGGAACAGAAAGAACUUUGCUCCAAGGCACUGAGCAUCACAAAUCUGCUUAUAUCUCAGUAACCCCC
Messenger RNA from Gekko japonicus, 1248 nucleotides. It is a transcript of the gene LGALS8, whose product is annotated as lectin, galactoside-binding, soluble, 8. The record is from RefSeq and is a predicted model, not a curated record. Lineage: Eukaryota; Metazoa; Chordata; Lepidosauria; Squamata; Gekkonidae. The transcript has 10 exons. The coding region runs from base 169 to 1119 and encodes 316 amino acids. Gene Ontology annotation, molecular function: carbohydrate binding.